Molecule: messenger RNA, 2620 nt
Organism: Eupeodes corollae
Lineage: Eukaryota; Metazoa; Arthropoda; Insecta; Diptera; Syrphidae
Product: coiled-coil domain-containing protein 6
Exons: 6
Coding region: 563-2110 (515 amino acids)
Source: RefSeq, a predicted model, not a curated record
AUAAAAAAAUUCAAACGCAAACAAUUUUAUUGAAAAAAUUCCCAUUCUGUGUGACAACCAAAUUUUGACAGAUGAGUAGAAAAAUCCAUCAAUGUAAAUUCAAAAUACCAUCCCUGUUCGAAUUUGCUCGUUAAAUAUUUCGAACAAUUGUUACCAGCGUCGAAAAAUAAAUGUCAUUCGAUUCGAUAUCGGUUCGGUUGGUUGGUUCGGUGUCGGUCGGUUCCCUCGGCCAAGUCAAAAAGGAAAAAAGAAAUAUCAAAUUGGAAAGAAAAAAGAACAAAUUCGCAAAAAUAACUGCACUGCAUAUGGCGAGUUUUUGUUCAGUUUAAAAAAUUUUAAUACACGAUUUAUUACAAUUGCUGGUGUCUGUCGUGUCUGUCUGUGAUUUAAAUCCUGCAAAAAAUAAAGAAAACUAAAAGAAUUUUCGCCUCAUCGUAUUUGCCACAAGAAGAGCAAGAGAGGAUCUUGUUCAGAAAAGGUUUUCCAUUUCCAUCAACCAUCAAGUGAAGUUUAUUGAAUUUACAAAUCGCAAUCUCCUUCGCCUUCGCCAGUCUUCAAAGAAAUGGAGAGCCCAUGUGAAUCAGAAAGUUCAUUAGAUGGUGGAAGCAUGCUCCCACCAAGUCCGGUUUCUCGGGAACAAUUACAGAAGAGAAUCGAAAGUUUAACCCAACAAAAUAAAGUAUUGAAAGCUGAGCUUGAUACAUUUAAAAUUCGAGUUAAGGUUGUGCAAGAAGAAAAUCGGACUCUAAAGCAGGCCUCUGUUAUAAUUCAAGCAAAAGCCGAACAGGAAGAAGAAUACAUCUCGAACACGCUUCUUAAGAAAAUCCAAGCCCUUAAAAAAGAAAAAGAAACCCUAGCUCAUCACUAUGAGCGAGAAGAAGAAUGUCUAACAAAUGACUUGUCUCGCAAGUUAGAUCAGCUUCGACAAGAAAAAUGCAAACUAGAACAAACACUCGAACAAGAGCAAGAAUGCCUUGUUAAUAAGCUAAUGCGUAAAAUAGAAAAACUAGAAGCCGAAACGCUUAGCAAACAAACAAACCUAGAACAAUUACGCCGCGAAAUGGUUGAAUUGGAAAAUACACUCGAACAAGAGCAAGAGGCUCUUGUGAAUAAGCUAUGGAAGCGAAUGGAUAAAUUGGAGACGGAAAAACGUUCCUUACAAAUAAAAUUGGAUCAGCCAGUAUCUGAUCCAACAACUCCACGAGAUAUAACUAAUUCAAAUGGAGAUACUGCCAGCAAUUUAAGUGCUCACAUUCAGACAUUACGUUCUGAAGUUUUAAGACUACGCGCUAAUUUGUCAGCAGCGCAAAAAGAGACUAAUAAAAAAAUGCAACAAUUUGCUCAGGAAGAAAAAAGCAUUCGUGAGGAGAAUUUACGAUUGCAGCGUAAAUUGCAGCUUGAAGUUGAAAGACGGGAGGCCCUCUGUAGACAUCUAUCCGAGUCGGAGUCUUCGCUUGAAAUGGACGAAGAGAGGUUCUAUAAUGAGAAUAUUCUUGUUAGCUAUGGUGGGGGUGGAAGUGGAUCGGGUGGUUCUGGAAGUGGAGGAGGAGGCGCCUCCUCACAUCGUCAGCGCACAAUCAGCAGUCCAGUGCCACAUAGUCCAUCGAAUAGUCGUCCGUUAAGUCCAGGCACAGCUGCUCAGCAAAAUCGUUGCUACGCAUGUGGUCAAAUGAUGAAUCGACGUACAAGUGAAAGGUUUGUUAAGCCCGCUUUGCCCACGCCACUAUUUGGAUUAAAUACUUCAGCGCCAAAUGUGCUAACCAAUCAUCAGCUACUUGUCGGUGGCGGUCCAUCUCAAACAUUCUCAGGAACAACAGCAGCCGGUUCAUCUCUAAGUAGUAGCAUGCUAUCAAAUUUGAAUACCAGCGGUGGCGGUGGUGGUGGUGUUGGUGGUUUAGGAGAACGACAAAACACCGCAAGCACUCUUAAUAAUUCAAAUGUAUCCAAUCCGAUGAAUAUUAGCCUAAAUAAUUCGUCCAGCAGUUCUUCGAGCAGCAUUAUGAAUACGAGCAACUCUUCGCUAUCGGCGUUCCCAUCAAAUAUAGGAAACACAUCGACAUCUUUUGCUCAGCCAGCUAGCCCAAUGGACACAACUGUUUAUAAAGAAUAAUCAAUAAAAGACAACAACUUCUUAUCUAGCUACAAAGAAAAAAUAUUUAUAUAUAUUUCAAUUUCUUAUACAAAUUUUAAAACAAAGCAAACAGAAUAAUAAAAUUGAGCAUAAAUCGCAAUUGCGAACCUAUUAUCCAUACUACUACUCCACACAAAAACACUUAUACAAACAAAAAAAUCGAUAAACACGAAAAAAGAAAGAUAUGAGAUAUAUACGAAAUAAUUAAAAAUGCUUUGGCUUGAAAUUAAACAAAACAAAACAAAAAAAAAGUUAAAAUAAAUAAAAAUAAGAAUGUAACUUCAUUAUUUCAAAAAUAAAACUUAAAAUAAAAAAGGAAAACAUACACGUGAUCGCUAAACCUUGUGACAUAGUAGAUAGCAAGUAAAUCAUUUCUAAUUUAUACAGACAUGGCUGUACAAUUAAAAAAAAUUAAAAACAAAUUACAUAUUUAAACAAAAUUAUCUAAUAAUAAUAAAAGUAAUAAUAAAUUACAAAAAUUCAAAUUAA